CAUACCAGUUAGAGACCAGUCCCAGGCAUCAGGAGCUCCAAAGAGUGCAUCACCAUACAACAGAAGAAACGAACCCAGCAAAGACACCAUUUUCACAUUUGAAGACAAACCAGUACCAAAGCAUGGAGACCUUUUGGGUACUAGUCUACAAAGCAGGAAGACAAUGGCAAGUUCAAGUAGUGCAAUAAGCGUUGAUAGUCAAAGUAAUAGCCAAGAGAAAACACAGUUACUCUUACAGCCUCAACCAAUUUUUAUACUUGGAACUGACAGAGAUGAUUUAAGUGAAUCUUACCAAGUAACCCUCAGUAAUGUACUUUGCCAAGGACAUCAUAUGCUUGUGCAAGUUGAAACAACAUGUCCUCCACCUCGGAAAAAGAGUAAAAGAAGAAAGCGAACUGUCAUCAGGAAACUGAAUGGGCAAGGUCUUCAGGUCCCUGAGUCUUCUUUUCCACACUCUGCCAACAGUGGUGAUGGUGGUGAUGAAUAUACAAGCUCUGAAGCUUCUGAGCUUGACACACUGGGAACGAUUCCAACAUGGAUUAAAAAAGAGUUAAGAGAUUCUGCAGCUGUUACAGAGGAGAAUGAUGCAGAUGACAGUGAUGAUGGGGGGAAUACAGAAGAACAUGUUGAAAAUGACUUCACUUUAGCCAGUAUCAAAAUCAACAAAGAUCUGAAGUUGUUUAAUGGAAAUAAUCAAAUCGAGAGGGAGAGUAAAGGACAAGUGGUUGUUAAAAGUAAACUUGGACAAUCAUCAGAUCAUCAGUGUGAAACAAAAGAGACCUCUAAAAGUACAGCCAAUAUAUUUUCACCAGAGAGUGGCAUUCAACUAUCAAGUGAUUCAAGUUCAUGUGAUAUCCAGACAGACACACAUGGGGUGAAAACAGAUCCUGAGAGUUUAAAGAAAAUCAGCUUUGGAGCAUCAUUGCAUGGUACCAGCAAGCCAGUCACAUCUAAACAACAAAAGCAAUCAGUAGGAAAUUCACGCCCCCUGAAUCGUAUCAGAGCUGGUCGAGGAAGAGCUCGCACAAGUUCGUGGACAAUAGAAGGAUCUCUUCGUGAUGGGAAAAAAACAGAAAAGUUCCAUGAAGAAAAUUUGAAGAUGGAAUUGCAGAAGGUUAAAAAUGAAAAACAAAACACACUUGAACAAUUAAUUCGACUGGAGGAAAAACAAGAGAAACAGCAACAGUACCUUAAAGUUGAAGCGAAUAAGGUUGCAGAGGAAAGAGAAACUAAGAUGAAAGAAGAGAUAGACAAGUUGAGAGAAGAAUUGCAUUGUCAAAGUAAAAAAAUGGCAGAAAACAACAACCUCGUACUCCAUCUUCAAGAACAGCUCGUAAAGUUACAGUCUGAACAACUACGACAAACUGCAAGAGAAAAAAGAGCUGCAAGCGCUGACCACAAAAAUAACUCAUCUGUCAGUCAAAGUAGAGUGUGUGUUGUCAGUUGAAGGUUAUUUUCUUGAAAACUGCAAGAAUUGGUUACCCCAGUUUUGUUUUGUAUUUAAUUUAAUUUAUUUAUGUGUUUAUUUAUUUUUCAUUUUUGUUCAUUCAAGUGAGGUUAAACUACGUUUAUUUCAGAAAGGUACAUGUUCAAAAACAUGUGCAAAUGCUAAACACAUGCAAACAAGAUAAAUGAGAAGGAAAUUAAUUUUAAAAUGCAGGGCAGUUUAAAACAUUGAGUUAGGAACAUAAAUAAAAUUCAAAGUCAUUCAUAAUAAAAACAGGAAGACUAAUUAAUGAACAUCAGAAGGUAUAAGCUUGUCAUUUUUAAAGUACCACAGUACAAUGUUUUAGUAUCCUGGUGAAAAUCUUCUUCACAUACAGUGUCUGCUGUUUUCCAUUAUAAUGAAUUCUUUCAGUUAUCUUUUUAAAGAAUAUCAGCGUGAUCAUCACUACCGUUUGCCGGUACUUCACAAUUAUGUUCCAAAUACCUUGAUGCAAUUUACCAAUUAAAAGUAAAACUACAUUGUCUGUAAUAUGAAUACCAAGAGUUAUAGCAAAAUCAACGAGAUCUUUUUCCUUACGACUAUUUUCCCAAUGAUUAACAUCAGAUUUAGUUUUAUGAAAAGAACUAAUCCAAUAUUGUAAAAGUGAAGGAGACAUAUACUUUUAUUGUUUAUAAAACACAUGUAACCAUCAUUAACAUUAUUGUCCAAAAGUCUUCUACUUCUGCCCUUCUGUUCAUUUUCAAUGGUAGCAUUAUUCAAAAAUAAUUAGGUGGACCUGGGCAGUUCCAUGGUAAUGGAAGUACGUUUUGACUCAUUAAAGAACAUUUAAAUCAUGGAUAUAGUUUAACUAGUUAUCAAGAAAAUGUCACAAUUUGUUUUAUUAUUUACUGCCUUCAAAAUGACCUCUUCUUUUUGGCUGAAAUACUUUUAGUUUAUAAAAUAUGAAUGUUAAUAAGGUUGGUACGACAAAACGGACAUGGUUCUUCCAUCUAUCAUGUGUUUAACAUCGGGUUGGAUAUGACCUGGAUAAAAUAAAAAGAAAUUAUAUACAUUCUGCAUAAUUCUUUAAUACAGUUUUAGGUAAGUAUUUAUCCAAUUGUUUUUUUCAUAACUGGAUUGAUGAUUUAUUGAUAUUUACGGAUACCCAAAUAAAUCAAAAUCAAUAUUCUGAGUAAAGAUCUUGAAAAUAUAGACCUUUAGCUCGAUUUGACACCUAA
This is a messenger RNA of Asterias rubens (European starfish), 2664 nucleotides long. RefSeq lists its product as uncharacterized. The record is from RefSeq and is a predicted model, not a curated record. The transcript is spliced from 12 exons. Lineage: Eukaryota; Metazoa; Echinodermata; Asteroidea; Forcipulatida; Asteriidae. The coding region runs from base 164 to 1447 and encodes 427 amino acids.